AAAUAAUAAAAUAAAAGAAGAAUAAAGUUAAGACGAUUCACACUGCCUGCAACUGUAGUGCGUUCGUAGCUCUGCUUCUCUGCUUCUUCGCGAGAGGGAGAAGAUGUUGAAGUUCCUAUCAAAGGUACGGAUCGAGUUCAAUGCGCUGGACCCACGUCUAGCAUCGUGCAUGGAGUUCUUAGCCCAAUGCAACGCUCGCAAAGCUAAAGAAUCGAACCCGGCAUGUCAAGUCCAGGUCAAGCGGCGAACGGACGAUCAGCCGCCUAAGAUCACGGUCACUUUUGUCAAUGGUGUGGAAGAAGUUUUCGAUGCCACAACCACUCCUGCUCAGGCCAUAAGGAACAUGAUCCUAGAUAAGGGUCAGAUGCUUGAAACCGAGCAAAUGUUUCGUGAGGCUGGCGAGAAGUGGCCCGUUAUCAUCCCCGAGGAGGAGCUUCACCAACCGUUUUCUGGUACCAAGCCAAGGAAAGCAGAAGAGAAGAAGCAGUGACGUAUUCUGUGUGAUCUAAGCUUUUGCUUGGAUUCAUUCUAUGAUGGAAUUCUUGCAAGAUUUGUAAACAGUUUUAGACCCACUUGCUGCCUGACUGCAUUUACUAAAUUUCGCAGUCUGGUGUCAAGUCAAAGCAGUUGAAUUCUCUAUUUAUAUGGGUGGCAGAUUUAGGACCCUUUGUUUCAGUGCUUUGAUUGAUCUGUUUCUGGUCAUUAGAGAAAGCUGUUGCUUGCUUGACAAUGUGAAUUUGAACAAAAAUUUACAUGCAUUUUUGCACUUAUAAAUAAACAGUUAGGGAGUUC
Messenger RNA from Rubroshorea leprosula, 792 nucleotides. The record is from the annotation of a GenBank genome assembly. NCBI's taxonomy places the organism in Eukaryota, Viridiplantae, Streptophyta, Magnoliopsida, Malvales, Dipterocarpaceae.